Messenger RNA from Aplysia californica (California sea hare), 720 nucleotides. RefSeq lists its product as uncharacterized. Lineage: Eukaryota; Metazoa; Mollusca; Gastropoda; Aplysiida; Aplysiidae. Gene Ontology annotation, molecular function: transmembrane transporter activity. The transcript is spliced from 4 exons. Gene Ontology annotation, cellular component: membrane. The record is from RefSeq and is a predicted model, not a curated record. Bases 1 to 720 code for a protein of 239 amino acids. Gene Ontology annotation, biological process: transmembrane transport.
AUGACCCCCGAUUGGCAGUGCAUCGUGUCAGGGUCAGAGGUCAACACUAGUGAUUGGGACACGGGCCCUAACAGUACAACCUUUAAAAAGUGUCAAGUGGGCGGGGUCAAGUGUCAGCGGUACCACUUCUAUGGCUCCUCCCACACCCUGGUCAAUGAGUGGAAUGUGCUGUGUGACCGAGCCUGGAUCAAGCAAGUGGUGACUUCAGCCCAGUUCGCCGGAGUCAUGGUGGGAUCUUUCGUGGGUGGCUGGAUGGGAGACGCGCUGGGACGUAAGAACUCUCUGUACGCCUUCAUGGCACUGCACGCACUGACCAACAUCGUGUGUGCUUUCUCUGUCUGCUGGGAGAUGUUUGCCGCCUUGCGCUGUCUUAUCGGAGUGGGAUGUGGAGGCAUCAUGGUCAUCACAUUCCCAUACAUGUUGGAGUUCCUGCCACGUCACAACCGCGCCUUCCUGGCCCUGCUCCCCUUCUGGGCCCUCAACCUGGCGAUCUUCGCCAUAGCCGCGCUCAUCCUUGACCACUGGGCGCACGUGCACCUGGCCUGCGGCCUCAUCUCUACGCCUGUGCUCAUUGGGUGGUUUGCCGUGGUGUCUGCCGUCUAUUACGGUAUCUCGUUCGGCCUGAACAGUUUGGAGGGUAACAUCUUCCUGAACCUCUUCCUUCUGGGACUCAUCGACGUGCCUUUCUAUAUACCGGCUUACUUCUUGACCAACAAGUGA